Harmonia axyridis is the source of this 1649-nucleotide messenger RNA. RefSeq lists its product as uncharacterized. The transcript has 3 exons. Lineage: Eukaryota; Metazoa; Arthropoda; Insecta; Coleoptera; Coccinellidae. The record is from RefSeq and is a predicted model, not a curated record. The coding region runs from base 114 to 671 and encodes 185 amino acids.
GUGGGUUGGCAGCACUGCGAUGGGGCAAUCUUUCUUAACCUAAACGUCCUAACCUCACAAAUUUUUCUACUAUAAUCUAGUAUUUAUAAUAUUAGUGAUAAAGAAGAUACAACAUGAAAUUUACAGAAAAAUCUAAAAAGAAGAAGCAAAAGAAAAGGAAGGAUGCCCUUAUAUCCGAUAUUAUAAAAAGUAAAACUAAACAAUUACAAGUUCCAAAACUCCUAGUGACAACAAAGAGAAAUUUUGAGCAGGCUAAAACUCUUUUGAAGAAAAUAAAUGGUAGUGAAUGUGAUGGAGAGUUAAGUUUUUCAGAGGAACCUCUAAGGGAACUGUCACUUGCCGACAUCAUGGGUGCAAUAAAUGAAUUAACACGUGAACCUGAUAUGGCAACCAAGUCUAUAACUGACUGCUCAUCUCAUAUGGCUUCGGAUUCUGAAAUAUUUUGGACGUCCCCGAGGGUAAUAUUGAGAGCAAUAAAACAUUCAAUUUUGAGAAGAGACUGGGAUAGCAUAACUCAUUUACUACUACUUUUACUUCAGCAUAAAGACCAUUAUGUUCCAAUUGUUCAAAAGUUAUGUAUUUUCAUUUCAAAAUACAACCCAAUGAUUGAGAAAUUGGGACUGCUAGAAGAAUUCAAUCAAAUUUCAAGGAUGCCUGAAAAAGGAAGAUGAAUAAAGUACCCAGUUCAUUUGGAAAUGACAUAAUAUAUUAUUAUAAAUUUGAAAAAAUGGAUAAGGAAUCAGUUUUUCUUCAAGAGAAAAAUUAUGUCAAUAUAUUGAUUCAUAAGUAUAUUCAUUGAAAGUUCUACAGUAUUAAACAACCUGUAAAAGAUAUACAGGGUUGCCACUGGUCGAUAGUACCCUGGACUUUCACGAAAAAUAGAAGCUACGAUUUAAUUGAAAAUUUGGAUUCAUGGGUACAAACCAUUGCUCUAUCGAUUUGAAAUAUUUUCAGUGCUGUGUUUUCUUUUCAAUACAACUUAUGAUAGGUAUGCAGGUUAUUACAUUAAAAAAAACAUACUUUUUAUCAUGCCUUGUUGAAGCCUGUGAUUUCAAAUUACCCUGUAUGAUUAGAGACAUAUUUUACUACACUUAAAUGAUACACAGGAUAUUGGUAAUCUAUACUUUCAUAUAUUUCAGCUUUCUAGGAAGCCAAGUACCGAAAUGAUGAAUGUUUAAUUGAAGCUAUGUUUUGCACAAAAAAGGAUGUGAAUCAAUCAAUUACUUGAAAACCGCUAAAGAUAGGGAUGGAAGUUUAUAAAUAAAUAAUCAAGUGGCUACGGUAAAUUGAAAAAAGUAAUAAUAUACAGGGUGUUAUAUUUGAAAUAUCGAAGUUAUUAGUACUUUCUGAUAAUGAGCGUCAACACCACCGCGCUGAAAAUAUUUUAUAUUGAUGGAGCAAUGAUUUCUAGCCUAGUAUCCAAAUUAUCGAUAAAAUUGUGCAUUCCGUUCUUCGUAAAAGUUCAGGGUACCAUGGCUCGUGGCUCACCCACUAUUUGGGUUUAUUUUCUAAAAUGAUAUUUUUCUAGGACUACUACACUGAAUAGUUCAAAAUUCAAUGAAUUAAUCAUUGGAUCUAAGAAGAUUGUAUAUUGGCAAUACUCUCCUGUAUUGUAUUUAUUCAAUAAUAAUCAGCCUUUAUAAUAAUAA